GUUAAAAAAAUAACUUUAAAUGAAAAAACAAUUGGUCAUUUAAUUUUAUUAAAAAAUAAAAUUAUAAUUUUGGUAAUUUGUUGAUAGAGUAGCUAAAUAACAAAGUAAACUUCAAAAGGUGUUUAAUGGUGUUAAAUAUUGUAAUGACAUCUCUAGUUUAAAACUCAAUACUUGAAUCAAUACCAUGGCUAACGACAGAGAAGUUUUACGUGAAAUAUGGGAUGGAAAGCUACCGAUUUGCUUUCAGCUAGCUCAGGAGGAAAUAAUGGAAAUUCAACAACCUGAUGCCUUUUACGUAAUGGUGCCACGAUUAAGUUAUUUUCCUCUCGUGACUGAUAAGAUGAAGAGACAUUUUUUGAGAUAUAUUUCCCAGGAGAAUGCAGACAACGAGAUGUGGCUAGAUUAUAACGGGCAGCCUCUGAAAUGGCACUAUCCAAUUGGUUUUCUGUAUGAUUUAUUCUGUGGGAAUGAUCCUCAACUACCUUGGACUUUAACAGUACAUUUUACAAGAUUCCCUGACACUAUUUUAUUACAUUGCCCUAAUAAAGAUGUUGUUGAAGCACACUAUAUGUCAACAGUAAAGGAAGCAGAUGUACUGAAGCACAGAGGUCAAGUCAUGUCUACAAUGCAAAAGAAAGACCAUAAUCAGCUGUGGUUGGGAUUGCAAAAUGAUAAAUUUGACCAGUUUUGGGCCAUAAAUAGAAGAUUAAUGGAAUCCCAUGGAGACAAUGAAGGGUUUAAACACAUACCCAUAAGGAUAUAUUCAGAUGAUGGCAUUUGUUGCCAAAGAUUAAUUAACCCUAAAAACCUUGACAGCAGUCGGAAAACCGUGCAGCAACUUUUAUCUGAGUUAUAUCCAGAUAAACCAGAUGUGAAGCUAAGGACACAUGGUGUAUUGAUACCGUUAGAUACACCCCUUCAGUGGCUUUCAGAACAUAUGAGUUAUCCAGAUAAUUUCUUACACAUUUGUUUGUGCUAAACUGCCUUUAUUAUUUUUGAGGCUUGGACUACCAUACCAAUGUAACCACAACUCAUGGUGGUGAUUAUCAACUCACAUUCUGGUUUCAUAAACAUUUGAGUUGAUGCUGUCUAAGUUUAUUUUGUGCAUGCUAGAGUUUUUAUAGAGUGAAACUAGUCUGAGCCUGAGUGUUAUUUACAAGCUUUAUGGUAAUUAAAAAUAAUUUAAUAUACUCUUAUCAUAAUUUGUAACUUAUUGUUAAUAAAAGCUUUACAUUCCUGUACAAAUGUUUUAUUUACAAAAUGAAUGAAAUAAGAAUAUUUACAAUCCUUGUUAAAUAAGUACGUAAAUAUGUUUAAAACAAUGAUGACAACAUACAUAAAAAUGUACAAUGAACUUAUGAGGUAAGUGAGAGAUUAUAUCUCCAUGGCAGAGGUAAAUUACAUGGGGCUAGCAGAAAAAUACAUUAUGCCCUUUAUAUUAAAUGAACAUGAUCCUAUUAUAAUUAUUAUCCAAUAACCUGAUUGUAAUUUCAUUAUAAUUUUGUCUAAGUACAGAUGUAUUAUUCUAUUAGUUUAGAAAAUGGCUGAAAAUUGUAAAUAGCUCUACUUUUACCUGUAUAUGUUAGAUUUGUUCUUCAUAUUAAUUAUAUUUCAUUUAAUUUUUGUGACCUAGACUGAUAAAUAGUCUUUUAAUUUAUUAUUUAUCAACUAGCCGAUGCCCGCGACUUCGUUCGCGUGGAUGUA
This is a messenger RNA of Maniola jurtina (meadow brown), 1704 nucleotides long. It is a transcript of the gene Atg5, whose product is annotated as autophagy protein 5. Gene Ontology annotation, cellular component: cytoplasm; phagophore assembly site membrane; Atg12-Atg5-Atg16 complex. The record is from RefSeq and is a predicted model, not a curated record. Gene Ontology annotation, biological process: nucleophagy; autophagy of mitochondrion; C-terminal protein lipidation. The coding region runs from base 185 to 979 and encodes 264 amino acids. The transcript has 5 exons. NCBI's taxonomy places the organism in Eukaryota, Metazoa, Arthropoda, Insecta, Lepidoptera, Nymphalidae.